GUGACGUCAGCGCGCUGCGCGCAGGGCGGGCCCCGGCGAUGGCGGAAGCGGAGGCGAAGAUGAAGCAGUUCGGGGGCAGCGGCGGGGCCGGGCUGGACGCGGAGCGCAGCCGCUUCCCGUACUGCGUGGUGUGGACCCCGAUCCCCGUCCUGACAUGGCUGUUCCCAAUCAUCGGCCACAUGGGUAUUUGCACAUCGACUGGAGUCAUCCGGGACUUUGCAGGGCCAUACUUUGUUUCAGAGGACAACAUGGCAUUUGGGAAGCCAGUGAAGUACUGGAAACUGGAUCCCAACAAAGUCUACUCCAGUGGUCCCAAUGCUUGGGACACGGCUGUACACGAUGCCUCGGAGGAGUACAAGCACCGAAUGCACAACCUCUGCUGUGAUAACUGCCAUUCGCACGUGGCUCUGGCCUUAAACUUGAUGAGAUACGACAAUAGCACCUCAUGGAACAUGGUGAAACUCUGUUUCUUCUCACUCCUAUAUGGGAAGUACGUAAGCAUAGGGGGAUUCGUGAAGACCUGGCUUCCCUUUGUCCUCUUCUUGGGGGUGAUCGUGACCGUUGUCCUGACACUUCAUUUGCGGUGAUGGCAGCUGUGAACUCCCCAUUCCAUGGACCCACGAGGGAAAAAACUGACUGAUCCAGGGAGAUGGAGGCAUGGGACUCUGGGAGGCGUUUUCUGGGGAAGAUGGCAACUCCGCUCCAUUGUAACAGCUCAUCUUUGUUUCCUUGAACUGGCUUCUUCUCCUUCUGUUUUUGUUCUGUCAAUGGUGUCUCCCAGUGUCGAGGGUCCUGAAGCCUCCUCCUCUCUCCCAGAAUGUGUUCCCUUUCUCCGGUUUGGUAGGUAGAAACGCAAUCAGGAAAGGAGAGGCGUGGGCACCUUUGCUUUCAGUGCCAAGUCAAAAGCCACAAGGCAAACCCUGCCUCCUGCUUCAGGAGCCCAAGCAGAUACACCUUGUAAGGUUCUCUCUGAUCACCUGGUUUCUUCCUCUUGGCAGACUUCUUCAGAUGCUUCCUCAGAUUUCCUGCGUCUCCAGGAAGGAGUUGUCUCCCUGUUGCACGACUCUCCUUGUAGCCUAUGUUUCACGGUGGAGGUGUGGAGUUCCUCCUGGAGGUGUAGAGUGUUGCAGCACUUGCUGAUAGCCUCCCCCGUCGUGACAGAAAGGUGGUGGUGGUGGGACACUCCUGAGGAGACACACAGAGGGACGCUCUGCGGCAGGGCAAAUCCACCUGGUCUUGCUGGUGAGCCCAGAAAGGCAGGAAAGUCGAUCGACUGGCUUGGGAAUGGCUCAUGGCAAUCUGCGUGCUUUCAGCUCUGCCUGUUGCAGAGCUGGGAGUCUGCUCCUAAGUCCCUUUUAACUUGUGCCAGAGAAAACACAGCUUUCUUGCUUUUCCCUGAGCUUUGAUUAUCUACAAUUAUUGUUAACACUUCCCACAAGCCACUUUCUCACGAGCUGCUUGCUUUUCUUUGAUCCUUCGUAGUUGUGUCGCUGCAUACCUGAGUCUGCAGAGCUGGCAGCAUCAGCAGGUCCUUGUUUCUGGGGCAGAAGGCCUAGACUAGGGCUUUGAAAGCAUCUGUGAGACCUGAGCAUACCAGGGCCAUCAGAAAUUAAAAGAAGAGGUGAAGGGACUGGAAGAUACUCGUGUUCUGUGUGGAUUUUGCAGCAGCAGACUGGGGCACCGGCUUUCAUGCAGCUGGUGAACAGGAUGGUGAACAAGAAGGCCUGUUGACUUCCUUGGCGUUCUUUGAAGAGCACACCCAGGGGUGAAAGUCCUUUGCAGGACUGGCUUUGAUGUGAGAAAUGCUGGUUUGGCAAUGUUGGGAGGCUGAGGACCCUUUUGAGUCCUGGAUUGGGCAGGAUGAGUAGUAGGGGAAGAGGCUGUUUCAGAGCGCUAGGCAGGAAGUGAGUUUGGAUGAGACCCAGAGCCUCUUCCAGGGCGAGAGGUCUGGGUCUGUGCUCGCCGAGGCUCUGGCCUGCAGAUGCUGCUUUCUGUGGGGCUCUGAGCCAGGUGGUUUUUCAAAAUAAGUGUGACGGAAGGGUUAUGUGCGGUUGAGCACUUCCUUCUGACCGCACGGGAAGGAGAGUGGCUUUUCCACUCACGCCUUGAAAGCUCAGCUCUUAAAUCCAUCAGGUAGUGGAGUAAAACCUCAAGGAGUGCCCGUGGCCAGCAAGAAAGCUCUUCUCGAGUGCCUGCCAUCUCUGUGGCUUCCUCUGGGAGGCCCGUUCACUGUCACCCUGCUGGCUCAGACCCACUCCUGUGUGCCUUUCCAUCUGUUUCCAUCUCUCCAGCUCCUCUGGCCAUGUGGGAGGCUUGGGGACUCCUCUUGGGCUUCUUGAUUUCUGCAUUUUCUCCUUUCCCUCGGUUACUGUUAAACAUCCUCUCACCUCUCUCCCUUCUCCCUCGCAUCCAGGUGUCUGUCAUCGGGUGCUGGCCUUUAGGGCUGGAUGGAGGAGGCGUGCAGACCUCGGCGCCCUUCCCCAUCUACCCAGAAUUGGAAUAGUCAUCGGUGUCUGCUCUGUCCGGUCAUUUCAAGCCUGUAUGAAGGGUGCUGGCUCUGGGGCUGAUAGAAAGCCAAGAUCUUGAUCAAAGAGAACCUUAUGAUGAAAAGAUGGUGGUGUACCAAGCUGCUCCGCGUCGCUGCAGUCUCUACUUGGCGAACCUGCUGGCUAACGUGCCCUAGGAGAAGCCAGUCAAGCAGGAGAGAUGAGUCCUUUGUCUUUGCUUUUAAUUUAGAUGUGAUUUCUCAGAGUGACCCGCCAAGGAUGCGCCCGGAUUCCCUGGCCACAGGGCUGAAGCCAACUUGUCUUACGCAGUAGCAAUAACCUAGAGACUCGUAGGCCUGUCUCACAUGUUGAUUCCGUCUUUUAUCGAUAAGCUAUACACGCGUUGCCAAAGCUGAGACUUCAGGUUGCUGGAGGAAGCUGGGACCUGCUGGCCACAGUUCCCACUCCUAGGACUUCUGAAAACAUGUUGUGUGCCAUUCCCCACCAUGCAAAUCCUUGUCGUUUGCUCCUAAUGCUUUUUCCCAGAUCUGGCUUUCAAAUGGAAGCUCAUCGUAAGCAGCAAAUGGGCCUCAUAGCCGGAUGGAGUGCUGGCUGCUGGGGAAGGAAGGCAGCUUCUCCCCUUAGUCCUGGCUGAACAGCCACUCUGCUUCCACCGAUGGAGAUGGAAGAUGCCUCUGGGCAUCCAAAGGAAACGUGGCUAACGGGAGAGCAAGGCCCAAAUCUGAGGUGCUGUAGAGCCAGCCUGCACAUCCCUGCUGGACACGCAAAGCUGUACUUGCACAGUGAAGGAUGGUGCCCGCCGAGGUCAGGUGCUGGGAGAGGUGGGUGGACUGUGUGGAUUUGUGGCGUUCCUACGCUAUGGGACUGUGGAAUACCUGGCGAUGCUUGGCAUGGCUUCCCAGCAGCGCUGCAGCCAGCGGUGGGCGGUGGGCUGCCCACCCUCUGACCUGCGAGGUGGCAGAAGGGGUGGGUAGAUAAGGAAUGUCCUCUCCUUGUAGCUUCCUUCAUGUCACUACAGGUUUCUUUGCAGUGCCCUCUUCAAAGAGCCACAUUCGAGGUUCACCCCAUCCUUCACCUCCCCGUUUUGUGCUCUCCUUUCCCCGUGGCACGUUCUUGCGCUGCAGAGCUCCGUGGCUUUGCCGUUGCUCUCUGUCCAGGACGAGCCCUCCGUAUCCUCAUCCUUUGUUCUCUUGAUCUCUGCGGGGCGCUGGAUUACUUUGUAAAUAUUUAAACUCUGCUUCUGUGGUUUCAUAAUCCCGACGGUAGGGGAAAUAAACUUAUUUCUGUGGAUGUCUCCCAAG
Cuculus canorus (common cuckoo) is the source of this 3808-nucleotide messenger RNA. RefSeq names its product transmembrane protein 222 (gene TMEM222). Lineage: Eukaryota; Metazoa; Chordata; Aves; Cuculiformes; Cuculidae. The coding region runs from base 39 to 587 and encodes 182 amino acids. The record is from RefSeq and is a predicted model, not a curated record. The transcript has 6 exons.